Messenger RNA from Antechinus flavipes (yellow-footed antechinus), 9347 nucleotides. It is a transcript of the gene NPTXR, whose product is annotated as neuronal pentraxin receptor. NCBI's taxonomy places the organism in Eukaryota, Metazoa, Chordata, Mammalia, Dasyuromorphia, Dasyuridae. The transcript has 6 exons. The record is from RefSeq and is a predicted model, not a curated record. The coding region runs from base 1 to 1692 and encodes 563 amino acids.
AUGUGGCAGCAGCUCCAGCCGCGCGCCGGGCUUCCUUCGCGAACUCCUCGAGUCCGUGUCCCCCUUCCUCCCCAGCCCGCGUGUACGGGGCCGUGCGGCCCCCCCGCCGCCCGCGCCACCCUGAAGUUCCUGGCCGUGCUGCUGGCCGCGGGCAUGCUGGCCUUCCUCGGUGCCAUCGUGUGCAUCAUCGCCAGCGUGCACCCGGCGGCCAGCCCGGCGCGGGCGCCCUCCGGGGCCGCCGCCGACAACGACUCGAGCGCCGGGGCCGCGGCGCUGCUGCCCCCCGGGCCGGAGCAGAGCCUGAGCGCGCUGCACGGCCCGGGAGGCUCGGCCGGGCCCCACGAGCUGCCCCUGCCCGGCGGCGGCGAGCUGCUGGCCAGCGCCCGGCCGCUGCAGCACCCGCUGCUCUUCAGCCGCUUCCUGUGCACCCCGCUGGCCACCGAGUGCCCGACGGCAGCGGACGGGGCCGCGGUGCAGGGCGACGGGCCGGGCUCGGGACAGCAGCAGCAGCAGCAGCGGCAGCGCGAGGAGGAGCUGCUGGCCCUCCAGAGCACGGCGGAGCAGCUGCGGCAGACGGCGCUGCAGCAGAAGGCGCGGAUCCGAGCCGACCAGGAGGCCAUCCGCGAGCUCACCGGCAAGCUGGGCCGCUGCGAGAGCGGACUGCAGCUGCCCUUCCAGGACCCGGGGCCCUCGGGUCGCCAGGACACCAUGAGCGACGGCCCGGCUUGGGACUCCCCGGCCGUGGUCCGCGAGCUGGAGGAGGCCGUGCGCGCCCUCAAGGAGAGGAUCGAGAAGAUCGAGCAGGAACUGCCAGUCCAUGGGAACGUGUCAGCCACCACAGCCCGGCCCCUUCCGCCUCAGGACCCCCUCCACACCCAAAUGGAAACCUUGGAGGCUCAGCUGCUGUCCAAGGUCAUGGCUCUGGAGAAGGAGCGCUCAUCUUUGAGCAGCAGCAACCACAAGCAGCAACAGGCGGUAGAGAAGGAGCUGAACGCUUUGCAGGACCGGGUGGCAGAGCUGGAACACGGGGCAUCAGCCUACAGCCCCCCAGAUGCCUUCAAGAUCAACAUCCCGGUGAAGAACAAUUACAUGUAUGCCCGCGUGCGCAGGACCCUCCCAGAGCUAUACGCCUUUACCAUCUGCAUGUGGCUGAAGUCUAAGUCUGGGGGGAUGGGGAUAGGCACCCCUUUCUCCUACUCAGUGCCGGGCCAGUCCAAUGAGAUGGUGCUGCUGGAGGCGGGGCAUGACCCCAUGGAGCUGCUCAUCAAUGACAAGGUGGCCCAGCUGCCACUGAAUCUGAAGGAUGGGCGAUGGCACCACAUCUGCAUUGCGUGGACCACGAGGGACGGCCUGUGGUCAGCCUACCAAGAUGGCCAGCUGCGUGGCUCCAGUGAUAACCUGGCUGCUUGGCAUCCCAUUAAACCCCAUGGAAUCAUCAUCCUGGGGCAGGAACAGGACACGCUGGGCGGUCGGUUUGAUGCUACCCAGGCUUUUGUGGGCGAGAUUGCCCAGUUCAACCUGUGGGAUCACAUCCUGACACCGGCCCAGAUCCUGGGCAUUGCCAACUGCACUUCCCCCCUGGUGGGCAACAUCAUCCCCUGGGAUGACAAGCUGGUCGAGGCUUUUGGGGGCGCAACCAAGAUGGUUUUUGACUCCUGCAAGAGCAAGGCCAAGGCCAAGGCCAAGGCGUGAGGCCUGAAGGAGGGCCCGUAGCCCCAGCCUCCCCUCCUCCUCCCCAGCCAUUCCCCAGGGGAGCAUGGGGCGGGCAGCAUCCCUUCCCUUUAUCCCCACCUCCUCUCCUCCCCUCUCCCCCCUUCCCUGCUAGACUGUGGACAUCUUUGCUUCCCCCUCCUCCCCCUCUCCCGAAUGCUCCAGGUAACGGGCACAGACAUCUGGAGAUACUCAGCAGCUGUGGCUUGUUCUGUCAAGCUUAGGGUGAGUCCUGGUGAAAGCGGGGACAGGAAGAGGGACAACAAGCAUGGCAAUGCCCGCCGCCGGGUUCACUCAUUUCGGGCGUGUGUCUCUACCUAAGGAUAAAAGAAUUCACAACUGACCAGAAUGGAGGCUUAGAAGAGAUCAGGACUAGAAAGAACUUGGAGUCCAUCUACUCUGAUCCUCUUUUUACAAAUGGGGAAACUAAGGCUCAGAAUAUGUAAGUGACUUGCUUGAGCUCACUAUUCUAAGAAUAGAUGUAGACAUGGAAGGAACUUUGGGUCAUCAAGUCCAAUCUCUCCAUUUUACAGAUGUGGAAACUGAGGCCCAAAGAGCUUAGCUCAAGUUCACCUCUCUGACAAAAUCAUGAGUCCCAAGAUUAUAAGGUUAGCUAGGUGGCUCUGUGGAAUCACUUACAAGUCACUUAACUCUGUUUGUCUCAAUUUUCUCAUCUGUAAAAUGGGAACACACCAGAGAAGCGAAUGGCAAAUCAUUCCAGCAGGAAGACCCCAACCGAGGGUCACAGAAAGUCAGACAUGUUGGGAAUGAUUGAACAACAGGGUCAUAGAUUCAGAUCUAGAAGUGACUUUAAUAUCUGGCCCAAACCACUCAUUUCACAGAUGGAAUCUGACCCAGAGAGGUUAAAUUUCUUCCCACGUAGUAAAUGGCACAGCCCGAAUUUGAAUUCCAGUUCUGUCUGACUCCAUAUCGAGCUGCCUCUCCUAUGGUACCACACUGCCUCCCUCCUCUGGUUCUCCAGUCAUUUGUCAUCCCCCCCAUCACAAAGCAUCAGAUGGUGUCUCAGCAUCACCACUGUGUGGUGCAGGGGAUGUUGCCUCAAGCACUGGAGGGGUCAUUCCCCCCAUCCCUCCAUUCCCAAGGAGCUCACUCCCAUGAGCUCCCUUGAGCACUGCCAACAGAUGUAGCCUCCCACUGGACCAAGCAUUUAUAGGAACAGGAAUUGGUGCAUCAGGGUCCAGGGCUUUUCUGUAACUUUGGUCAAAUCUCUUUUCCUUCUGGACCCAUCCCAGGCAGAUCUGCCUUCACACUAGAUCAUAACUAAAGGAUCAUUCAAUCAGAGUGUCAAGACUUGGGAAGCUGGGGGAUCUGUUCCCUUCAAAGUGCCCCUGAAAUCACCCAAGUAAGCAUCUACCUUCUCUGCCAUCUUCUCAGCCACCAUGCAUCCCAGGCUGUCACGUAAAGGGUGUUAGACCAGACAGAAGUCAAAGGCAGGGUUCUGAGGUCCAGCUCAAGGACCUAGAACAGCCAGGAUCCACAGGUAUGCCUGAGCGGGGCCUCGUAUCUAUCAGUAUCUAUAAGCCCGUCUUGAGCCAAAAAGGGGAUGUGGGCUUGAUUGCGGGCUUGAGCCGCUCCCAAGUGAAGAACUCUUUUUUCUUAAAUUGAAUAACAGAGAUAUGAGCUGCCUCAGGCCUUAGACCAUCUAUCUAUCUGUUUAUCUAUUCAUCUAUCAUAAGUAUUAAGUGACUAUUAGGUGCCAGGCACUGGGGAUAUGAAUACAAAGGAUGAAUGAAUGAAAUCUUCCCUCCCCCAUUUUACAUAGCAGGGAACUGAGGCCUGGUGGGAAGAAACUACUUUACCGAGGGUGUAUUAGGCAAAAAUCCUCCUUUGAGGCUAAAUAUAAUAAAGCAGGGUGGGCAUUAGCUUUCUGAUUUUUAGCACCCAGAGUUGAGAGGAAUCUUGAAAUGUAGGCAAGAAAAAAGAGGGACUGGUAGCUCUAGCACUGAGUCCGUCAUUGUGGGAAAUGCAGGACAUUUGUCAUUCUGUCGGUCGGUUGGCAGGACUUUAGGGGAGGUUGCCAUUAUUAUCAUCGUCUCUCUCGACAAAGUGAUCUAAGAAUAUUCAAGGAGGGGGAGGAUGCUUUCAACUGAGAGUAUCAGGGAAAGCUUCAUGGAAGAAGUGGUGACUGGGAUAGUUCUUGAAGGAAAUCUCAAAGAUCUCAAGGGAUCUCAAAGGGCAAAGACUGAGAGGAAAUUCAUCCCUGUCUAAUUGGUCACAGCCCUGUGUGGGAGAUGUAGUGGCAAAUCCCUACGACUCCAUUCUGGCUGGAUUGUAGAAUAUAUAAAGGGAAACUGUGGAAAAUAGAACCAAGGGUAGAUGGGAGAUGUACUGUGAAGAGCCAAGAUGUCUGGCUAAGUAGAUUAUACUUUUCCUGUGGGCAACUGGGAAACAAUGUUUUUGAGCUAAAGAGCCUGGUCAUACCCAAGCUAUAGGAAGAUUGAGAAGCUAUAUGAAAGAUGUCCAUCUGAAAUCUCAUGAUGGGAGGAAGAGAGACACAAACUGGGGACACCAUAGUUUUGAGACAUCAUAUUCACUAUACAUGGCAAGAGGACAGGGAAAUUGUCUGAGGGAGUCACCUUCAAUUCAGUCCCAUAACAGCUUAUUGGGCACCUUCCAUGUAUAGUGUCCAGUGUUAAGUGGUUUGGGAGCAUUCCCUUCAUGAAGUUUAUAGUCUAAGGUAAAGGAGACUCACAAAUAACCAUAAUAAACAAUAUCAGCUGUUAAGUACAACAGACAGGGAUAAAAUCAAGUAUUAGAGCUGGCAUUUGAGUAGGGUCUCAGAAGAUGGUUAGGAAUUCAUUGGAUUUAGGAGGGAAAGAAAGAAAUCUUAGGAUAAAGACUGUUAUAUCAUGUGUAACAAAUGGAGAGCUGUCCAAAGUAGUUGACACAGACUGUAUGGAGGAGAGUAUUGUGAGAUUAGGAUGGAAAGGUUUGAUGGUACCAAGUGGUGUAGAACUUUAAAAAUCAGGCAAAGGAAUUUCUACUGUUUUCAGUGUACAAUAAGACUGUGUCCUGCCCCCAAGUAGGCACUGGGAUAUCUGCCCUAAAGGCUUUUGGUUAGUUAUUAAUAUCUCCUUAGUUAUUGGUUCAUCUUUUGCCCAUAUGUGUAUGCUGGUUUGUGUUACAAAAUUGGGGUCCGUAAUGUUUCCUAAAUUCACAGAAACCACCAUGGUCUAGACACUAAUAUCUUAAUGACAGGAGGAAAAUUAGCUUUACUGAAAGAAAUAAAGAUGGGCUGGCAUCCAUCUUACUGUUUAUGGAGAAAUCAUUGGUGUUUUCCUCUUCAGAAAAACUAGAGUUUCCAGAUUGACUCAAAAUGGACUUAUAUUUAAGUGGGCAUUAGUACAUAUAGAGCCCAGGUAGACCACAGGAUGAUCAUAUUUUGGCUUGGAAAGGGAUCCUUCACUGGAAUCAGUCUGGAGUGGGCACAUCAAGUCUUUACCUUGAACCCCCUGAAUGGGAAGGUAAGAUCAAGAUUUGGAGACCAGCAUCCUACCAUGAAGUCUGGGGAUAACUUAGAGUGAUGCUGUCCUUCAAUUCAAAGACAAUAAUCUAUCAAGUUAACCUGUGUUUUACAAAGCUCAUCCCAAAGAGGGUCACCCAACCCUUGCCAUAAUCGAUCACUCAGAGCCAGCUCUUUUCAGUACAGCCCUUGGGCAAACAUGUAGAAGGUACUUGAGUAAUAGGAAAGGGUGACAGCUUCUCGACAUAACCUCCAGGUGUGGUAGUGGGUGACAUCCUUGUCUUAUCCUCCUCAAAGGCCUGUUUCUUUACUUGGCUGAAAUCUGGUGAUAGUGAUGGGGGUUACUCAAACCAAUUACAUCACUAAUAAUGAAUUUUUCCAACCAUCUUGUCUGUACAAAGCACCCGAAGUCUGGAUUUGAAGAUUACAUAAGACAUAGAUUCUGCCUUCAUAAAACCUACAAUCUUACAACACAAAGAUCUAUCAGAUAUGAAGGUCGGACUGACUUUAGGGCAGAUGCCAGGAGUUGUCAGAGUCAAGAGAGAACCCUUUGAAGUGGACAGAGAUUUGAGGUCUGGCUGUGAAAGAGAGAAUCCUGCUCCCUGUAGCCAGAGGGCCUGAGGCAGAAGUCCGGUCAGCACCCUGGAUAGUUCCGGGAGGGGGCAGAAAAGGCAAUGGCUUUUUUUAAGGUUAAAAAGUCUGCUUUAUCUUCAGCCCUAGGCCGACCCCAUUGGUUCUGGACUUGUCUUAAAGGGAUCCCAAUCCUAUCUACCAGACUUCAUCUCCAUGCCAUGAGAGAAUCCAUCCAUUCAUUCAUCCAACAUUGAUUAACCGCCUGCUAUAUACAGGGUGCUGUGUCAAGUGUGGGGGGGAAGCUAUAAAGAUAAGAUGUAGUCCUUGUCUCACAGAGGAGAACAUCUAGAAGGAGGAAAGUAUAUAUGCAAAUAUCUCUAUUGAAAAAUAAACUAAGCAAACCAUAAUAAGGGAAGCAUCACCAAGUUAUUAAGGACAGAAACACUUUUUUGUUUUGGCUUUGUACCUUGGUGUCCUGCACACAGCAGGGAUCUCAUAAAUGUUUGUUGGAUGGAGUGCAAGAAGGUGCUGGGAGCGUUGGUCUGAGAUUGUUUCUGAGCUGGGCAUUGGAGGAUUUUAACGAGUGAAAAGUGGAGUAAUGAAGUUUUAUUGUAGGCAGAAGGACACAAGCAAAGGAAAAGAGAAAGGAAGAAAUGAAUUUGUAAACUGGUGAUUAAUAUGGCCUGAUGUGACUAAAGAGAAGUAGUACAGGAUGAGGUUGUAGAGCUACAGUAGGACUAGACUAGAGAGAACUUUAAAUCCACAUCUAGGAUCUUGGAGGUGACAAAGAUCUCCCAGGACAUUUAGUCUUGUGGUCUCACUUGGGGCUGGCUCCUCAAAGAAAGCCAAAAGGCUGGUUGGGGAACUUCAACCUUUGCCUUACAGAAAAGGGAAAAGACCAAAAUGAGUUAAAUGACGCAAGGUCUGACAGUGAGUUAGGGUUAUAACAGGGCUCAUGCUCAAAUUCGCUGCUGAUCAGUUCCCUUUUCCUACCCAUGAAGCUGCAGACUUUUGGAUAAAUGGUGAUCCUAAGAAACCAGAGUGCCUAGCAACAGGAAAAUAUUUAUCUGUAGUACAACUCCAAACCCUUAGGAGCACUUCCAUGGCACUGUCCCACUGGACAAGGGAAACUGAGGAAACUGAUGGGGAAGAAAGCAUAAUGCAGGUGGGCUGAUUGAACCCAGGGAUCCUGCCACAAAGGAACCCUCUUGAGGGGCUGACUGUACUUUGACUAAUCACAAGCAAUACAAAGCUUAGUCUUCUCCCCCCAUUUCUUGGCAUCCCCCAGUCUUAUUUCCCUUCUGGCCCCCCAGCCAGACACUUGGCCUUCCAUAUUCUUUUUUCACCCUAGUUGUCAUUGUUCUAAGAUCCCCUGGCUCUGCAGCCUCUUCUUCACCAAUUUAUUUGAAUUGCAAGAACAGAAAACAUUCCUCUCCUCCUUUCUCCACCAUCGGAUUAUAGCCACCCUCCCCAAAGACCCAAUGAUGUCAUGGUCGUUAUUCAGCCAAAACCAGCAGAGGCCUGAGUUGCCCUGGUAACAGUUGGUGACGUCAGCAAGAGCUCUGGGUCAAGAGCUCUAUCAAUAAUGCCAUGUCUUGUUGCCGUGGUGACAGCAGAACCCAGAACAUCCCCUCCCCCUUCUUUAAAGAUAAAGCUUUUGUGACAAUCGUGUAUGGAAGAGGAGUACCUAAGGAUGAUAUUUCAGAACUGUGAUGUUUGCCAUUGGUCACAGCCAAUUAAACUGAGUUAUGCUCAAGGCUCCGGCCUUGUUACCGAGACAAUGCGUUAGGGAGUGUCUGAUCCUCACCCCUCUUGGCUGAGUCCCCAGCUGCUGGUGCAGCCUCCCAGAGAAGGAAGGAAAGGAAAGCAAGAGAAAUUUCGAGCUUUGAGUAGGUCAAGGUUAGGGCUAGGACUUGUACCCCUUUCUCGGUGUCUCCACCUGUGCCUUUCUGUCCAAGAAGGAAAGUUCUCUGAGGAUGUCGCUUCCUCAGCCCCACGUCCAAGAAGGACUCAGUUACCAUUACUGCCUAGAGUAGCCAAAACUACUUCCUUUCAUACUCUGGAAGGAAGGAUGGAUUGGAGUGAAGGCUCACUUUUGCUACUUCUCACCUGUAUCAGAAUCAACUGAUCAUUCUCAACCUUGGUUUCCCCAUUUGUAAAUUAAAGGGUUCAGACUACAUGAAGAAUAUCAGCUCCUGGAGGGCAAAAGUGUUUAAUUUUUAACUUUGUCUCUCUAGGGCCUGAUCACAUAACACUUGAUUAAAUGCUCCUUGGAUUAAGAUUUCUUUCAGAUCUCACCUGAGAUCACAGGAUCUUUCCAAAUCCGAAUCCUUUUUAUCCCCAAACUUUUCUCCUGCCUCUGUCCUUUUAGGGAAGAUAGCAGAGAAGGUUAUUUCUUUGGGGGUGCAAAGCAGCCCAUCUACCCAUCAAGCCACAAGUGCUGAUGAAGUGCCUGCUAUGUGCUGAGGAGACACAAAAAGGGAGACAGUUCCUGCCUUCAGAGAACUUAAGUUGUAUUGAGUGGAAAGGGACUUGAACACUCCCAGCUCAAACAUCCUUUUGACAGGAGUCAGGUGAAAGGGAAUUGUUGGAAUUAUUUAUGUGGUAUGAAUUCUGUCCCUAUUCCAUCCCCACGGGAAAAAGAACAAAGUGGGAAAGGAUGCACACCUGUUCUGGGGAAACAAAAGCGGGGUGACUUAAUAUGUCAGCCCCUCGAGUUUCCCAAGAGUAUGGGAUACAGGAAAAAGGUAGCACAUAAGAAGAUGGUGCAAUCCAAGGCUGGCUCCAUAGGGAGGCUUGAAGAAAAUCGAGUGUCUCAGAUCCUUCUAGAAAGAGAAAGGACUGAGCCUGCCCUGUCACUAGAGCGAUUCCCCCCAUCUGAGCCCAUUUUUAUCUGCAUUUAUCCCCUUCAUCUCCUCUGAGACUUCCAUAUUCUUACUUCUCUCCCUGUGGGCCCUUGUGCCAUGGGCAAGCAGGGAUGUGACCAGCUUGGUGGGUCCUACCUUAAUCUCUGCAAAGAACAGGAUCUGGGGGGCCAAAGACCCAAAUUUCCACCUUCUCUUUGAGACACAAGUCCUCAAGGUGGGAGUGGGGAGAUAAGGAAAGGCUUUCACCUUCAACAAUCAUACCUGUGCUCCUCCCCCAAACCUGGCCCCGUUGAUGUCCCAGUGUCCUAGAUGACUCCUGCCCUGUCCCUAAUCUGCUGCCCUCUGGCUCCUCCCAAGCCCUACCCCAUCUCCUUGAGUGUGACUCUAUUCACCCCCCCAGACACCCCCAUUGGGAGGUGUCUCCACAGGCACCACCCAUGGGACUUAGCCUGUGAGACAAUUGUGUUUGAGCUGUGCAACACUGUGAUUCUCGUGCCCAUCACUGAGACCACGCCCCGGCUCCUCCACGCUGCUCUUUCUUCCUCUUUCCCACCCCCUCCCAUCACCCUAUUUUGUACAUCUGUGACAUGAGCCACGACACAUGUGUGUACGAGUGUGUGUGUGUGAGAGAGAGAGAGAUGCCAUAUUUAUUAACAUGUGGUUCUUUUUUUUGGUUUGGUAAAUCUGAUUGUUGACAAUAAAUGUGAUGUUUA